UUAGCAGCAAUAGCAUGUUCAGACACACCUGCUUUCUUGUUCAGUGGAGGAGCUAACAAAAACAUUCACUUUUGCAUUUCCCAAGUUUUCAAUGGAAUUCUACAGCGAAUAAAUUGCUUCAGUUUUGAUUAUGGUUCAACAGUCGACUUUGCUUUGCAACAAGUAAAUGUGGGUAUUGAGCCCAUCAUUUGCAGGCAGACAUCAGCGGCAUGACUUUUGCAUUGCGCUGGAAAAUGUAUUUGCCGAUCUUUAAGAUUGUGGGAGUAUGACUCGUAUUUACACGUAUGCGACAACCACUGGAUUCGAUUUGGAAGACUACCCUUGAGAUACUAUAUGGGGGGUGGUUUAUUUUGUAUUUUUUGUAUUGUGGCCACGGGUGGCAAUGCCACGUAAUAUAGGCUAUUGAUACACAAAGGAGUUAUUCUUGAUGUGCGUGGAAAGUGGGCGAAAGGACAGGACCUACCGCAGCAAACAUUAAAACGUUAAAGACGUUGUUUAACAAACUUGAUACAUUCAUGAAUGAUAACAAACUGAACUGCUUUGUUUGAAGAAGUCGAUACAUACAAUCUGACACCUGGAAACUACACUUUUCUUUGAGCCGUUCGUCAGCCUUAUAGGUCUCCAUUGUGUGACGUUGUUUUUAGUCAUUGAGCCAUGGAAGAAGAGGGCGAGCCAGUCGUAAACAUCUCGGACGUCGAGCAAUUCCACCAGGAAUCCCCCUCUGAAAACGGAGUCAUGUUGGUUGUAAACCACAGUAACAUUCAACCCCCUUUCAGCGUGGUGUUGGCCACUUUGUUGUAUUGCGCUGAGUUUGUCUGCGCGGCUGUGCUUUGCAACAUGUACCACAAGAGCGAUGACGACACCUGGAUGGGGUUGACCAUCACCUUCAUGUUGGUGCCCGCUGUAUUGACUCAAUUGGCGCUGACAUUCAUUCAUAGAGACCUGGGAAGAGACCGCCCCCUGGUCCUCUUCUUGCAUCUACUUCUCCUGGGCCCACUCAUUAGGUGUUUUGAGGCUCUGAUGGUUUAUUUUAAGGCAGGCAAAAAGGAGGAGCCGUACGUGACCAUCUCCAGGAAGAUCAAGCUGAAGAAAGACCAGGGCACGCCCAUGGAGUGGGAGAUUGGCCACUCAGAGCGCAAGCUGGCCACCCACCGGAACGCCUUCAAACGCACCGCCGUCAUCCAGGCCUUCCUUGGCUCCACCCCCCAGCUCACCCUGCAGCUGUACGCCACCAUCCAGGAGAAGUACUUACUCCCCGUCAGAAUGACUCUGAUGAUUAUCUGCCUCAUCUCCGUCACCUACGGGGCCCUGGUGUGCAGCGUGCUGGCCAUCAACAUCCGCUACGACGACUACAAGGUGCGGCUGCGCCCGGCCGCCUACCUCUGCAUGAUCCUGUGGCGGGUCCUGGAGAUCGCCACGCGCGUCACCUCCCUGGUACUGUUCAGCACGGCGCUCACCUACUGGGUGAUCCCCGUUGGCCUAGGCAACCUUCUUUUCUUCUUCCUGCUGCCCUGGGUCGAAUUCUGGGCACGACGCGCCUCGCUGCCCGACAACGUAGAGAAGAACUUCAGCAAGCUGGGCACCACAGUGGUACUGUCGCUGGUUACCUUCCUGUACGCCUGCAUCAACAUCUUCUGCUGGUCGGCCGUGCAGCUGGACCUGGGCCACCGUGACCUCAUCGAGAAGAAGCAGCGCUGGGGCCGCCUGGCCGCCUACUACGGCGGACGCUUCCUGGAGAACGGCGCGCUCAUCACCCUCUGGUACUUCCACAAGUCGGACUUCUACGAGUACGUGUGUGCCCCGUUGUUGGUGGCUCAGCUGCUCAUCUGCUACAGCCUGGCCGUGCUCUUCAUGCUACUCUUCUACCAGUUCUGCCACCCGUGUCGGCGCCUCUUCAGGCACAACGUGCACGACUGCCUGGCCUGCGUCUGCUGCUGUAUCUGCUGCCGCAGGGGUGGGGGGAGAGAGGGGCAGGGGCAACCCAAUUCCUAUUCCACCACUGCCACCAUGGUGCUGGUGCCAUUGGAGCCACCAGAACUGCAGCCCCCAGACCUAACCAGCCAGCUGGUGGAGCGGGAGACAGCCAUCAUUGAAGACAUAAUGGAGGCGGCUUGAGAAGGACCCAUGUGAUUAUUUGAUGAUAUGGGGUCAUUGCGUGGUGCAGCUACUGAACUAAUGGCUAUGUACACUCAGGACUGUUAUACUGUGAGUGGUGCAGAUGAGUCGGACAGAGCUGCUAGUUCUGCACUGCGGUGCACAGAGGACAAGUUGGUCCCAAGUGGUUAGCUAAGCGCAUUUGAAAUUGGUACCAUGAUUUUAUCGAUUUUCCUCAUUUUAGAAUAACACGUGCAUGCAGAGCUUUGGGCUCAAAAAGAUCAGCUGUGAUAUAGACAAUGUUGCAUCACUGUUGUUGAAUGGGCAUACUGUACAGGUAGAGAGGCAGUGGGCCGCGGGAGACCAAAGAAUAUACUCUGAUAAGAUAUGCCGCCGUGAUGCACAAAGGCAGACUUGAGAAUAGCAGCACGGGGGUCAGAUACAGGGGGGCCAGGUGUGUGGAAACAUGUGGCCUCGGGCCGACUUGCCCUGUAAACUGGGACUUCCCCUGAUUACCGGCGGUUUACUUAAUGAAUAAACCCAACAUGUUGCAUUAGGUCUCUUUCAUCCACACGUCAAAGCCCAUAUGUAACAUGAAGGAAAUGAAAGGUCAGAUGAAAUCCGAGCUACCUUCCUCAAACCCCACUCCACUCACUGUGUAUUUAAUGAAUGGUUUGUAUUAUUAGUACCUGGCCUUUUUUUUUUUUGCCUUUUGCGCACAGUGUUUAAAAGUCAAGCUCAGUGAGUCAUGCCGUGUUCACUUGCUAGUCGGGAACUAGGAAACUCAAAUGUCCAACCUGCUAACCGGUUGAAGGCGGCACGACUUACAAGUUGGACAUUUCAAAGUUUUGUAGUUCCAACUAGCACGUGAACGUGGCAAUAGACAUGGAUCAUUUUAAAGAACAAAUGGGUUAAAGAGACAAUGGAGAUUUUAUGUAAUCACACACAUUGUCAUUGAGAUGCAAUUCACAACUGUUUACGUUCAAUGAUGCCUUACCGGUAGUCUGAGUACCAGUCUCUUUACCUAACGGUCCACUCCUUUUCAUUGCCAAUUGGGAUUAGCUAAAGAGACUGGUACCCAGACUACCUUCAUGGUCCCUUAUGUCUGAAAUAUUAAAGUCCAUUAUUAGUCUGCAGUGUAUGGUCUGUUCAAUGGCAUGUUAAGUGCCUUAACUACUACAUUAUCACUUGAAUAAAAAAGUUAUUGAAUACUAAA
This is a messenger RNA of Oncorhynchus mykiss (rainbow trout), 3310 nucleotides long. RefSeq names its product XK related X-linked (gene xkrx). The record is from RefSeq and is a predicted model, not a curated record. Gene Ontology annotation, cellular component: membrane. NCBI's taxonomy places the organism in Eukaryota, Metazoa, Chordata, Actinopteri, Salmoniformes, Salmonidae.